Molecule: messenger RNA, 1284 nt
Organism: Dibothriocephalus latus
Lineage: Eukaryota; Metazoa; Platyhelminthes; Cestoda; Diphyllobothriidea; Diphyllobothriidae
Source: the annotation of a GenBank genome assembly
AUGCUGCAGCACAUCCAGCGGUUCACGCAGACAUCCGGCUCUGUGGAGUUGGUCCUCCGUCACCUCGAUUCCGUUCUACCAGCGGCUGAUCUGACGAACCAUCCUGAUCACACCCAAAUUUACAUGUGGACUGCCUGCUCUGCCUGCACAACCAGCAGUCUGGCCUGCCUCAUGUCUGUGUCCAGCUGGCACCUCUCUUUCAUCAAAUUUAUCGAUCUUCUACUGAACUCCACCGAGGUCUUAACACACAUUUCGCCAAACCGGCCCAGUUUGGAGGAUCAAAAGCCAGGCCCUGUGGCGGUGCAGUCCUCAUCCGAACAAACCAAUCAGCCGCAUGAGUGCAGCGCCAGGAGUCUGCAGCACUUUUUCGCACUAGGCAAACACCUGGCCACCUUCAGCGCCCAAUCAGCCGCCCCCCUUUUUGCUUUCAGCUACACUACUGUGUCUAUUUAUGAGGUGGUCAUGCCGCCAGUCGAAAUCCUCAUGUUUUCACCCCAACUGGAGCCGGCUAUGGCCGCUGCCUAUGCCCGGCACAUUGGUGCUACUGUGAAAUCACCUCCAACCACCACUACCACCAACAGCACUCAAGGGGAUCCGCCUCCACUGCUAGCCAAGCCGGACGCCCUUCAUGCCCUCGAACUUCCAGCCUACCUCCGACAGGAAGCUUACGUCGUUUUGAAAAAAUUCUACCAGGUCACCACUUCAGUGAAAUCGCAUCUCUUCACCCUGCGGCAUGAAACUAUGAGCGAUGACUGUUUGUCGCUGGUUAAAACCCUGGAGGACCAUCUAAAUUGGGAAUGUGGCAAAUCCGAAAUAGAGAUUCGCGUGGAGAUUCUGGCCCAUUUAACUGACACCUCAACCCCGAGGGAGAGUGCGCCACCACCACCACCAUCGGAGAUUAGAGAAUCAUCCUUUGAGGUACCCAUUGACCCAGCUCUCGAAGCCGUCAGUUCUUUGAACGCCACCGAUAAAGUGACCUUUUCUCCACCGGAGGAGGUGGUCACCGAAAAUACCGUCACAGUCUCCCCGUCUUCCUCACCCACCACCGUUUUGUCCUCCCAGCCUUCUACUGCUCCGACCUCCUGUAUGACUUCACCGUUGACCGGCGCUCGUCAGUCUCCAUUAUCGAGUGUCAACUAUUCGUACAACAGCUGUCAUAACACUGAUCCCCAACCCUGCUGCGAAGACAAUUCAGUCCGCCACUGGGAUGUUGACCCCACUCUAGCGUGGAAGGGCCGACUAGACAGUUUGACCUUGGGUGAGAUUUUUGCAAUUUACCCUUAA